Silurus meridionalis is the source of this 1146-nucleotide messenger RNA. Its product is annotated as E3 ubiquitin/ISG15 ligase TRIM25-like. NCBI's taxonomy places the organism in Eukaryota, Metazoa, Chordata, Actinopteri, Siluriformes, Siluridae. The coding region runs from base 66 to 1040 and encodes 324 amino acids. Gene Ontology annotation, molecular function: zinc ion binding. The record is from RefSeq and is a predicted model, not a curated record. The transcript is spliced from 5 exons.
CGGAAAGUUCAUUUUAGAGGAAAGAAAUCUCAGAGUCGCUCUGUUUCAUUGUGUGACUACAAGAAAUGGCAGAGGUUGUAGAUCAGAAUCAGUUCAUCUGUGCAGUGUGUCUGGAUCUUUUCAAGGAUCCGGUCACUACUUCUUGUGGUCACAGUUACUGUAAGAUGUGUAUUAAUGGUUGUUGGGAUCAGGAGGAUCUGCAGAGGGUCUACAGCUGCCCCCAGUGUAGAGAAACUUUCACUCUGAGGCCUGUUCUACGCAGGAACAACAUGCUGGCUAAAGUGGUGGAGAAACUGAAGGAGACUGAUCUCCAAGCUGCUUCUCCUGCUCACUGUUAUACUGGAUCUGGAGAUGUGGACUGUGAUUCCUGCACUGGGAGAAAACUCAAAGCUGUCAAGUCCUGUCUGGUGUGUCUGGCCUCGUAUUGUGAAGAUCAUCUUAAACCUCACUAUCAGUCUCAGGCUUUUAAGAAGCACAAAUUAGUUGAAGCCUGUGUAGAUCUCCAAGAGAAGAUCUGCUCUCAUCACAACAAACCGAUGGAGAUCUACUGCCGUACUGACCAAAGCUUCAUCUGUUACUUGUGUAUGACGGAUGAACAUAAAGGCCAUGAUACAGUUUCAACUACUGCAGAAAGAAGUAAAAAACAGAAUGAACUAAAGGAGGAGCAGAUUAAAUCCCAGCAGAAGAUCCAGGAGAAGCAGAAAAAGGUGCAGGAGCUGAAACAGACUGUUGAUAUUAUUAAGAUGCGUUCACAGGCAGCAGUAGAUGAUAAUGAGAAGAUCUUUAAUGAGAUGAUCAGCUCCCUGGAGAAAAGGCGCUCGGAGGUGACGGAGCUGAUCAGAGUUCAGGAAAAAGCUGAUCUGAGUCGAGCUGAACAACACCUGAAACAUCUGGAGCAGGAGAUCACUGAUCUUCAGAGGAGAGUCAGUGAUCUGGAGCAGCUUUCACACACACCUGAUCACAUCCACUUCCUCCAGAGUUUCCUGUCUCUCUGUGUUUCUCCUGGAUGUGACGACUCACCCAGUCUGUCUCAGAUCUGAAAAAACGAGUCGAGGAAAUCUGUCAGGAGGAAUUCAACAAAAUCCGUCCACAAGAAGUUCAGAUGAGUUUACCAUCAGAACCAAAAAGCAGAAAAGAUUUUCUGCA